AUGACCACGGCCUGUGCAGCAAUUACACAGGGAUGGCAGCAAUCUACUAUCAACAGCAGUUCUCUUCUGAAAUGGGAAGAGGACCUUGGUCUCAAUCACGACGAGCACCGGUUGUUGAUUGGACUAAUCAACGCAGCUCCCUGGCUUUCGGGAAGUCUCAUAGGUACUUGGUUAAGCGAUCCGCUCCAAGACCACUUUGGAAGACGACCCGCCCUGUUCGUAGCCGCUAUAUUUUGCGUCGUUCUUGUGAUAGGUAUUUGUAUCCCAUCUAACGUGUGUCUGGUGGCUGAUCCAAGCUUUGAUCCAGGAACUGCUCAUUGCGAAUCCUGGAAUACACUGCUCGUGAGUCGCAUACUGCUAGGCGUUGGGAUUGGAUCAAAAGCUUCUAUUGCGCCCAUAUUUGCCGCCGAGGCAGCCCCUGAUCAGCAUCGUGGCCAAGUUUUGAUGUUGUGGCAACUAUUCGAUGCAUUGGGGAUAUUUCUGGGCUUUGUCUCGGUGCUGAUUGUGAUGGACAGCUGGAGGGUUCUUCUCGCGACCGCCACAAUCCCGGCCAUUGUGCUUCUGUUUCUGGUAUUUAUAUGUCCCGAGUCGCCUCGGUAUCUGAUCCAGAAAAACAAGUAUGCAGCUGCAUAUCAAAGCCUCCUCGAACUCCGCGGAACACCUGUUCAAGCUGCAAGAGAUCUGUACUAUAUUCAUUCUCAGCUGCAGACGGAGGCCAUCACCAAAUGGGAUCCUCCGCAGACUUCCGAGGAAUCAUUCUCGUGGCAACGAGGGGAUGGAUAUGCCUACCAACAAUGGAUAAAGAAAGGCAAUUUCUUCAAGAGAAUGAGGUAUCUUGCCACUGAUGAUCGAACUCGAAGAGCAUGUAUAGUGGCUUUGAUUGUGAUGGCGUCUCAACAACUAUGUGGCAUCAAUGUCUUAACAUUCUACUCAUCCUCGCUUUUUAACAAGAGCGCAUUCCUCAAUUCGAGCACGGUCAUUAAGUGGUACAAUUUCAGCUUUGGACUCGCAAACUUUCUCUUUACACUGCCUGUCUUGGGAUUUAUAGACUCGCGAGGACGUCGACCUUUACUCCUUGUAUCUUUCACAGGGAUGCUUCUCAGUCUUCUUGCCAUCAGUGGCUUCUUCAAGAUUGCAAACGAGAGCACAAAAGGUAUUCUGAUAGGAGUGUUCAGCAUUGUGUUCUUUCUAUUCUUCUACUCAAUUGGUGCCGGACCGAUCCCUUUUACCUUGAGUGCAGAAGUUUUUCCUCUGUGUGUGCGCGGUAAGUUGAUGAAUCCCUCUAUCUGCCAUCAGCUUGGACUAAUAUGUACCAGAGGUUGGAAUGAGUUUCAGCGUUAUGAUCAACUUCCUUGGCCUUGGGAUCUUGGUUCUUUUUGUUCCUCAGUUAACGUCGGCAUUCAAAGGCGAGGCAAACCUUUUGUUUUUCUUCUCGUGAGAUUUCUUUCCUGUCCAUAUCCACGUUUGCUGCAAUACUGA
Messenger RNA from Penicillium salamii, 1479 nucleotides. The record is from the annotation of a GenBank genome assembly. Lineage: Eukaryota; Fungi; Ascomycota; Eurotiomycetes; Eurotiales; Aspergillaceae.